Molecule: messenger RNA, 2146 nt
Organism: Drosophila arizonae
Lineage: Eukaryota; Metazoa; Arthropoda; Insecta; Diptera; Drosophilidae
Gene: bgm
Product: acyl-CoA synthetase bubblegum family member 1
Cellular component (GO): endoplasmic reticulum; membrane
Molecular function (GO): long-chain fatty acid-CoA ligase activity
Source: RefSeq, a predicted model, not a curated record
AGCCUUCAUCCAUCCAUCAAUCAGCGUUAAUCAUUGCGGCAAAUCAAGCUGCUAAGUAACCAGGCAACAGACAAAUGGCCGCGAAUCCGAACGAAGCACUUUUCAAUCGCCCCGGCCCGAAUCGCCUGAGGCAAUCGGAGGUCUAUCGCACCACCGAUCCCGAAGAGGCCGUCAAGAUACGCAUGCAGAAGGAGGGUCUCGGCGCCGAGGAACCCAUCUCCAUACCCGGCCUACUGAAGCGCACCGUCAACAAUUUUCCCGACUAUCCGGCUCUGCGCUUCAAGAACGGCAAAAAUGGCUACACCACAGUUACCUAUAAGCAAUACGAACAGAAGGUGCACCAGACGGCGAAGGCUUUCAUUAAGCUGGGCCUGCAGGAGCAUCAUUCGGUGGGCGUGUUGGCUUUUAACUGCGCCGAAUGGUUCUACUCGGCAAUGGGCGCCAUUCACGCCCGCGGCAUCAUUGCCGGCAUUUAUACCACCAACUCGGCAGAGGCUGUGCAGCAUGUGCUGGAGAAUUCGCGUGCCCAAAUUGUUGUCGUGGACGAUGCCAAGCAAAUGGACAAAAUUCAUUCGAUACGCGACAAAUUGCCCAAUCUGAAGGCAGCCGUACAGAUCCAGGAACCCUAUGCGCCCUAUCUGAAAAAGGAGGAUGGCUACUAUAGGUGGUCCGAGAUUGAGGCGAUGAAUGUGGAAGAUGUGGAGGAUGAGUACAAGCGUCGCUUGGAGAACAUAGCGAUCAAUGAGUGCUGCUGUCUGGUCUAUACCUCCGGCACGGUGGGCAUGCCCAAGGGCGUGAUGCUCUCCCACGAUAAUAUUUCGUACGAUACGCGCGGCAUUGGCAAGGGCCUGGAGAAAAUCGUCCCGGGUGCGGAGUGUAUGGUCUCCUAUUUACCGUUGUCUCAUGUGGCAGCGCAGGUUGUCGACAUUUAUACGAUCGCCUCGUUCGGCGGUUGCAUUUGGUUUGCCGAUAAGGAUGCGCUGAAGGGAACGCUGGUCAAGACGCUGCAGGAUGCGCAUCCGACCCGGUUUAUGGGCGUGCCGCGUGUCUAUGAGAAGUUCCAGGAGCGCAUGGUUGCGGUCGCCAGCUCCAACGGCAGCUUUAAGCGAAUGCUCGCCGGCUGGGCCAAGGACGUUUCGCUAAAACAUUAUAUGGAGAAUCAGGGCAAGAGCAGCGGAGGCUUCCGCUACAAGAUUGCCAGGUCACUCAUCCUGUCCAAGGUGAAGGCUGCGCUGGGCUUUGAUCGUGUGAUCAGCCUGGUGACUGCUGCGGCGCCCAUGUCCCCAGAGACCAAGAAAUACUUCCUCAGUCUGGACAUGAAGAUAUUGGAUGCCUUCGGCAUGUCCGAAACCGGCGGCUGUCACACGCUCUGCCUGCCGGACUCGACGCUCUUGAACUCGAUUGGCAAAUCGUUGCCGGGCUGCGAAUCGAAGAUCAUCAAUCAGGAUGAGAAUGGCCACGGUGAGCUGUGCAUACGUGGACGCCAUGUGUUCAUGGGCUACAUUGCCAACAAGGAGAAGACGGAGGAGUCCCUGGACGACGAUUGCUGGCUGCACACGGGCGACUUGGGCUACAUCGAUGACAAGGGCUAUGUGAUGCUGACAGGCCGCUCCAAGGAGCUGAUCAUCACAGCCGGCGGCGAGAAUAUUCCACCCGUGCACAUUGAGAACAUCAUCAAGAAAGAAUUGGACGGCAUCUCCAAUGCCUUCCUGGUGGGUGAGCAGCGCAAAUAUUUAACUGUGCUGGUUUCCAUUAAGACCGAGGUGGAGCGCGAGACUGGCGCACCCACGGAUGAUCUGACGCACGAAUCGAUUGCCUGGAUGAAGUCGCUGGGCGUUGAGUACACGAAGCUCAGUGAAAUUCUGGCAGCCGGUCCUUGCCCCAAAGUCCUGAAGUCCAUCGAGGAUGGCAUCAAGCGCGCCAACAAACAAUCCAUCUCGAAUGCCCAGAAGGUGCAGAAAUUCGCCAUACUGCCGCACGAUUUCUCGAUAGCCACCGGCGAGCUGGGACCCACUCUGAAGGUCAAGCGCAAUGUGGUCAACAAAAUGUACGCGGAUCUCAUCGAGACCCUAUAUGCCUAAGAAACGAUUCCACGUUUGGCUGUGAAACCAAAUCAAAUUGAAAACAAAACCAACCCGAAAAUCAA